UGAUCAACUGUGUCCAAUCACAACUGAUCACAUGUACACAGAUCAUCAGACCACUGAUAAUCAGUGUGCCCUGAUGAUCUGUGUAGCCCCAGCAGUGCCACCUGUCAGUGUCCAUUAGUGCCAGCUCUCAGUGCUCAUCCAUGCCACCUGCCUGCCCCAGUGCCACAUUUCAGUGCCACAUCAAUGCCACAUAUCAGUGCCCAUCUGAGCUGCCUUUCAGUGUCAUCCAUCAGUGCCAGUCAGUGCCACCUAUCAAUGCCAGUCAGUGCCACCUAUCAGUGCUGCCAAUCAGUGCCACCUAUCAGUGCCAGUCAAUGCCACCUUUCAGUGUGCAUCAGUGCUGCCUGUCAGUGCCACCUAACAGUGCCAGUCAGUGCUGCCUAUCAGUGCCAUAUAUGAGUGCUGCCUUUUAGUGCCCAUCAGUGAUGCCUGUCAAUGCCCAUCAGUG
Staurois parvus is the source of this 448-nucleotide messenger RNA. The record is from the annotation of a GenBank genome assembly. NCBI's taxonomy places the organism in Eukaryota, Metazoa, Chordata, Amphibia, Anura, Ranidae.